Messenger RNA from Trichomycterus rosablanca, 2145 nucleotides. RefSeq names its product leukocyte elastase inhibitor-like. The record is from RefSeq and is a predicted model, not a curated record. The coding region runs from base 149 to 1435 and encodes 428 amino acids. The transcript is spliced from 8 exons. Gene Ontology annotation, molecular function: serine-type endopeptidase inhibitor activity. Lineage: Eukaryota; Metazoa; Chordata; Actinopteri; Siluriformes; Trichomycteridae.
GUGAAGUCUAGUUCAGUGCUGCAGCUUUAGAACUCAUAUAAAUACAGCCGAGCUUUCUCACAGUCCUGUGUUUUCCACUAGAGCUGGAGCACUGAGCUAGAACAACUCAAACCAGGAGGAACUACAGCUACAGUAAAGAUUUCGAAAAAUGGAGUCCCUGUCAGUGGCAAACACUAACUUUGCUCUUCAUCUCUUUAAGAAGAUCAAUGAAAACAACAAAACCGGCAAUGUGUUCUAUUCUCCCCUCAGCAUCUCCUCAGCACUGGCCAUGGUUACUCUGGGAGCUGGAGGGAACACUGCAGCUCAGAUGUGUGAGGUCUUGUGCUUCAACAAACAAGCUGCACCUAAACAAGCUGCACCAGAACAACAGGCAAAGAAAACCCAAUCUAAACAACCAGUGCCGGUACAACAGGCACAAAAAUCUCAGAAGUUCCAGUUACCGGCGGCUUUAUCAAAGUCUUUGCAAUUUGGCAAAGCCCAGGAUGAUGUUCAUAUUGGUUUCUGCAAGUUGAUGAGUGAACUGAACAAAGCAGGAGCCCCGUACGCCCUCAACCUGGCAAAUCGGCUUUAUGGAGAACAAUCCUACAAGUUUGUGGAGAAAUUUCUAGCUGACACAAAAACCCACUACAAGGCUGAACUGGAAGCUGUUGAUUUUCAAACAAAGGCAGAUGCUGCACGUGUCCACAUCAAUACGUGGGUGGAGAAACAAACAAAAGACAAGAUCAAGAACUUGCUGCCAGAAGGAAUUCUUGACAGUAUGACCAGACUUGUCCUGGUGAAUGCUAUCUACUUUAAGGGAAGCUGGGAGAAGAAGUUUGAUGUGGCCAGAACACAGGAGGUUCCAUUUAAGCUGAACAAGAAAGAAACUAAGCCGGUGAAGAUGAUGCAUCAGAAGGCAAAGUUUCCUCUGACCUACAUUCCUGAUGUUGGCUGCCGUGUUCUAGAAAUGCCGUAUAUUGGAAAGGAGCUUAGCAUGCUGAUUAUGCUUCCUACUGAGAUAGCAGAUGAAACUACAGGGCUUCAGAAGCUUGAGAAAACCCUCACACCUGAGGUGUUUCUGGAAUGGACACGGCCUGAUAUGAUGGACACUGUGGAGGUAGAGGUGGCUGUGCCCCAGUUUAAACUGGAGGAGACCUAUGACAUGAAACGGCUGCUCGUCAGCAUGGGCAUGGUGGAUGCCUUCGAUGCGUCUAGGUGUGAUUUUUCACGCAUGUCUCCCGGUAAUGACCUGGUGCUCUCUGAGGUGUUGCAUAAGGCUUUUGUGGAGGUGAAUGAAGAAGGCACUGAAGCAGCUGCAGCUACUGCAGCCAUCAUGAUGUGCCGGUGUUUGCCUCUCCCUCCAGAGCGCUUUGUGGCGGAUCACCCCUUCCUCUUCUUUAUUCAGCAUAAACCCACACGCAGCAUUCUGUUCUGUGGACGUUAUUCCUCUCCGUAAACUGCCUGAUGCUGUAAUCAUUUAUUAAAGUUGCUGCAAAGUGCUUGGGGUGUUUUUAUGACAUGCCAAUGAUUGGAAAAUAUUUUUUUAGUCCUAAUGUUUAAACUUUAUUUCCAAAAAAAGUUGGGAUGUUUUGUAAAACACAAUAAAAAGAUUUUUUUGAGCAUCAAUUUCUAAAUGUGUUUAUAUUAACAAAAUACUCUGAUGUUGAUCAGUGAAAACACUGAAAAUACUUUUAUCAGUUACAUAAAAAAAAUUGAAGUCGGCUUGGUGGCUCGAUGGGUAGCACUGUUGCCUCACAGCAAGAAGGUCCUGGGUUCGAUUUGCAUGUUCUCCCCGUGUCUGCGUGGGUUUCCUCCGGGAGCUCUGUUCCCUCCCACAGUCCAAAGACGUGCAAGUGAGGUGAACUGGAUAUACAAAAUUGUCAAUGAGUGUGUUUGACAUUAAAAACUAUUGUUCCUAUCUUGAAUGUAACACAAGUGUAAACCAUGAUGUUAAAAUCCUAAUUAAUACAUACAGAUUUAAGUGAAUUAACAAUUCAGAUUCUUCUUUUACUGCAUUUUACAAAAUAUCCCAACUUUACCAAGUAAUUGGGGGUUGUGAUUAUCAUGCCUUAAUUUCUCUAUGCAGUCAUCUUAAAUAAUAAGUGCAAUUAUCACGCUGUGCAUUAAUUUAAUGCCAUAAAAAUCAUUGAAAUUAAACAAAAUAAA